Quercus lobata is the source of this 2141-nucleotide messenger RNA. It is a transcript of the gene WRKY32, whose product is annotated as WRKY DNA-binding protein 32. Gene Ontology annotation, biological process: regulation of DNA-templated transcription. The record is from RefSeq and is a predicted model, not a curated record. Bases 273 to 1847 code for a protein of 524 amino acids. Gene Ontology annotation, molecular function: sequence-specific DNA binding; DNA-binding transcription factor activity. NCBI's taxonomy places the organism in Eukaryota, Viridiplantae, Streptophyta, Magnoliopsida, Fagales, Fagaceae. The transcript is spliced from 5 exons.
CACACACGACACCUCUCUAGUCUCUUCACUUUAAAGCAUUGAUUACUUCCAAAAACACAAAAAAUAAAAAUAAAAAUCUCACACACUCUCUCGCUCUCACUCUCUCUCUCUAGAAAAACUUUCUCUCUCUUCUAAUCUAUGCCGCUUGGAGACACAGAAUCGGAAGCACGUUUCGGAAAUUCGGUGACGGUUUCGGAGGUUUCGGACAGUGUGAAAUAGAUAAAAAAGUGCUUGGAUUGUACGGAACUUUACUUCUUUGUCUUGAGUCGGUUAUGGCUGGGAACGAGAGCUUCGAAGCUCUCCGAGUAGAGAAUUCGAAGUCACAUGAAGUAGUAGUAGAAGAAGAAGAAGAAGAAGAGUACGAAGAAGAUCCAGAGGAGGCAGAAGUUGAAGAAUCAGAGGAGGAGGAGGAUGAAGAGGAUGAACCAGAGGGAGAGCCACUAGGUGAGUUGGAACUCAGUGAGUUACAGAGCUCAGCACCGCUCGGUGAACCUAAGUUGGGAGAUUCUCAAUUCGAAACCCUAGCGCCGUCUUCUUCGUCGCUUCAGUCAUCACUGAACGAUCACUGUGCUGUCUUGGCGGUGAAUUCUACUUCGCAGUCGCUUGGCGGAGCUGAAGUCCAGGAUCAAGUUGGGGUGUCCCCACAGGAAGCUUUGGCAAGUGCAACAGCCCAGCUUGUUGAUGCUCAGACACAAAAUCAGUAUCAGGUGGCUGUAUGUCCAACUUCUCCGUCUGAACUAUCACCAACUUCUGUUACACAAUCAAUUUCAUCUCUUCCAAGCCCAACUCUUCUAGAACGGAGACUUUCACCAGUGAAAGUCAAUGAUGAAUGCACACCAAAAUCAGACCUGCAAGUGUCUUCUGACUUGAAACCUAUGUCAAGUGUUCCUGUUGUGAAGACACCAUCUUCUGAUGGUUACAACUGGCGGAAAUAUGGUCAGAAGCAAGUGAAGAGUCCUAAAGGUUCUCGAAGCUAUUACAAAUGCACCUUUUCUGACUGUUCUGCAAAGAAAAUUGAAUGCUCUGAUCACUCAGGUAGGGUAAUAGAGAUUGUUUAUAAAAGCCAACAUAGUCAUGAUCCACCUCGGAAGUUUAACUGUACGAAAGAAAAUAAGCUUGCAUCGUCUACUGAGCUAGUUGUAGCAAAUAGUGUUACAGAGCAUCCCAUUCAAAUGCUUAAUAAAUCAGAGCCACCCACAGCUUCAAAAGAAACUAUAAAAGAAACGCCCUUGAUUUCUGAGAGAAAACGACAGAACUCUAGUGACUCCAAUGGGAAUUGUGAAACUAAGAUCAAGGAGGAGCAUGUCAACGAACCAGAGCCAAAAAGAAGAGUGAAGAAAAGCAACUUGGCGAAUUCAGGUUCUAUAAUAAAACCCGGCAAGAAACCUAAAUUUGUUGUGCAUGCAGCAGGAGAUGUGGGGAUUUCAGGUGAUGGAUACAGAUGGCGCAAGUAUGGACAGAAAAUGGUGAAGGGAAAUCCCCACCCCAGAAACUACUACAGAUGUACUUCGGCUGGAUGUCCUGUCCGUAAGCACAUUGAGACAGCCGUAGAUAAUGCAAGUGCUGUGAUUAUAACAUAUAAGGGGGUACAUGACCAUGACAUGCCUGUGCCAAAGAAGCGACAUGGCCCACCAAGCGCUCCUCUUGUAGCUGCUGCUGCUCCUGCUUCCAUGAACAAUUUGCAAUCUAAGAAAACUGACGCUUUACAGAACCAAGCAUCUUCUACCCAGUGGUCGGUGGAUACAGAGGGAGAAUUGACUGGUGAGGCCAUGGAACUUGGAGGUGAGAAAGCAAUUGAAUCAGCUCGCACGCUUCUUAGCAUUGGAUUUGAAAUCAAGCCUUGCUGAAUGCUCCUUUGCUGGAAGGCCCAAGGGAAUAAAAGAUGAUUGACCGAACUCUUUUUAAGGUCAUGUAGCUGUAACUAUAUAAGUGAUUGAUUUGGCAGGUUUGGUUUCCUUUUUCUUUUCUUCGUUCCUUAUUGUAGUUUGCUUCUUUUUUUUCUUUUUUUUUUCUUUUGGCCCCCCACUUUUUGCUGUAGUCUUUCAGUAAACAGUUGUGUAUAUCUGGUAUUUAUGCACCUUGUUUGGAACAGGCUUAAUAGUAGUGUAUCAAUAUAGAAGUAAUUGGCCCUUUUUUAGCAA